GUUCUUGGCAUAUAUAGGUCGCCUCGCGUGAACUAUACCAUUCAAAUUGCCCAAAUCCUGCAUCCUAAAGUUACGACUCUUGCACACCUGAGUGCUGCGUCGUCUCAGGCUACCUAUAGCUGAAUUACUAUAUCGCUUUCUAGGGCGUUUCAUUGCGCCAACUUCCUUUUUUACGCAGCGAACAGUUGACGCAUCUGUCCAGAGCCCAACUGCAGUUGGCGUGGCUCGUAACUUAAGCAUAGCCGUGUUGAAAUACUAGAUCUUGGGAUAAAACCUAGGCGGUCGCAUCCCGGUUGUCCACUGCCUUGACUUUGUACGUGAAGCCAGAGCGCCAUGCCGCUGGGUGGGAAGCUUGUGCUCAAGGGGGGGACGACAUUGAAGGAGCUUCAAGGUGUGGAAAAGAAGAAAAGCAAGAAGGUCAAGAAAGCCGAGGCGUUAGGAGACGGGGAUGAGGGCAACCAGCCUACAGCGGCCCCUGCCGACCCGACCAAACCCAAGCCGAUCGCACCGACGGCUGUCAACGUGAUGAGCGGAAAGACGUAUGAGGAGGAGUUCGAUUUGGAGACCAAGCGUGUCAAGGAGGGCAAGGCCCGCAGCACGCCCUGGGGCACCGGCUACCGCGCCCCGCCCGCCAUCCUGCACGGCUACACCGGCAAGGUGACCGGCAAGACAGCCGAGGAGCGGCUGGACCUCCGGUCCGCCUCCAAGAGCGAUAAAUUCUGCAAAUAGUAGUACCGGGGCUGGCAGGUGUUGGGGGUGCGUGGUUGGGUCGCGCUGCUGCUAGGAGGAA
This is a messenger RNA of Astrephomene gubernaculifera, 790 nucleotides long. The record is from the annotation of a GenBank genome assembly. NCBI's taxonomy places the organism in Eukaryota, Viridiplantae, Chlorophyta, Chlorophyceae, Chlamydomonadales, Astrephomenaceae.